CUCAUCCAGGAAACACAACUUGUAGCCGGCCGUGGUUGUUUGUUCUUCAUGCUUAUAUAUCGGACUAUUGUUACUCGCUCUGCGGUUAAAACAGACGGUGCAUGAAUGCGGUUUUGCGGUGUGCAAAGUACACAACCAGGCAGGGCUAAGCGCUGAGCUUCACUUUUAAAGCAAGUCAACCAGCUUGCCUCUUUACUUCAGUCCUUUCCACCAUGUUUGCUUCAAUCCUCCUGCUAUGUGUCUGUGUGGUCUUCAUCCUCCUUCAACUCAAAUCCCGGAGGCCCAAAAACUUUCCACCGGGACCCUCUCCCCUUCCAAUACUUGGGAACAUUUUGGAACUGAGUCUAGAUAACCCCCUGAAGGACUUUGAGAGGCUGAGGAACACCUAUGGAAAUGUGUACAGUGUGUUUCUCGGUACCAAAGCAGCUGUUGUCAUCAAUGGGAUGAAGGCCAUGAAGGAUGCUAUAGUGACCAAGGGCAUUGAUUUUGCUGGAAGACCACAAGAUCUGUUUGUCAAUGACAGCACUGAGAGAAAAGGAAUAAUUCUGGCAGACUAUGGCCCGAGUUGGAAGGAUCACCGUCGCUUUGCUCUUAUGACUUUAAGGAACUUUGGUCUUGGGAAGGAUUCCAUGGAGGAGAGGAUUCAUGGAGAGAUUAAAUACAUUACCGAUGAUCUGGAAAAGAGCAUUGGCAAAUCCUUUAGUCCUCAGCUCAUGUUUCAUAACGCAGCCUCCAACAUCAUCUGCCAGGUCCUGUUUGGUCAGCGCUACGAGUAUGACGAUGAGUUCAUCAAAGUGAUUGUGAAGUGCUUCACCGAUAAUGCCAAGUUAGCCAAUGGACCAUGGGCUAUGCUGUAUGACUCUUUCCCAAUGAUUCGUAGCCUACCACUGCCCUUUAGACGGGCCUUUAAGAAUGUCAAGACGUGUCAGGCUCUUGCGCUUUCUGUAGUGCAGGAGCACAAGAAGACCAGAGUCCCUGGACAACCACGAGACUUUGUUGACUGUUAUCUGGAUCGGCUGGAUAAAGAGAAAGGCAAUGAUGCUUCUACCUUUUCAGAAGAUCUGAUGAUUAUGUACACUCUAGAUCUUCACUUUGCAGGGACUGACACUACCUCAAACACCCUUCUUACUGGUUUCCUUUACCUAAUGACCUACCCACACAUACAAGAGCGUUGUCAGCAGGAGAUAGACGAGGUGUUAGGAGGGAAUGAUCAGGCCAGUUUUGAGGACAGACACAACAUGCCUUACGUGCAGGCUACGAUCCAUGAAAUCCAGAGGGUAGCGAACACUGUUCCACUGAGCGUCCCCCACUGUACGAUUAAAGACACCGAGCUUAUGGGAUAUUCCAUUCCCAAGGGUACGCUGAUCAUUCCUAACCUGACCUCAGUGCUUAAUGAGGAGGGACAAUGGAAAUUCCCCAAUGAAUUCAACCCUGAAAACUUCCUCAAUGACCAGGGAGAGUUUGUUAAACCAGAGGCCUUCAUGCCUUUCUCUGCAGGUCCUCGUAUGUGUUUGGGAGAGGGUCUGGCUCGUAUGGAGCUCUUCCUCAUCCUGGUGACGCUGCUGAGGAAGUUCAAUUUCAUCUGGCCUGAGGAUGCAGGAAAGCCAGACUACACUCCAGUCUAUGGCGUCACUCUGACUCCCCAACUGUAUCACAUGAAAGUCCAACUCAGGGAAACAAAUUAAAGCCGUCUUCAGAUAAACAGCAGGAGACCUAGAUUGAUAAAAACAGCUUUUAAAUACUCGGAACAAAUACAAAAUCAACAAUAGAGGGCUUUUUUUGCCAACCGUAAUGGCUGUUAACAAUACAUAUAUCGAAAUAUGCCAUAAAGGCGAGUGAGCAUUAAUGUUAUAGCUGGACUGCUGGACUUUUACAUAUAUAUAAACGUCCGUUACAUUCAAGUCCUUUCCAAACGGUUUCAAAAAACGCUGAUAAAACACUGGGAAAGUAUUUCUCAGUACACCAGAUUUGUGGUGUCUACCAUUUGUGACCACAACCCACGAUGGUGCAUGUAUUGCAGGAAGUAUCAUGAGGAGACGGGCAACAUGUUAAGCUACAGGUCAUGUGGCCUCCACUGGUAGCGGGCUGCCUGAGCCACCAAUCAAACCCAAAAAUAUUUCCUGAUUACCUUACCUUUGUGUAUCUGCAUAGUUUCUCUUGCGUAUAGCCCUUUCGUUUACACGAGGCCGUAACAAAACGAUAAAAACGGACCCCGCAAACGAUAACGGGUCCCAAGGUGGAUAGAUCUGCAAACGGAACGCUCUGGGGGGUCAAACGGCUCUAUGUGUAAGCCUCUAUAGUCUAUACCAGUGGUUCUCAAAUGGGGGUACACGGACCACUAGGGGUACGUUGGAGUACUGCAGGGGGUACGUGAGAUUUAUUUUAUGUUAAUGAAAAAUUAAGAUUAACUACUUUAUUCAAAAUGUUAAAGUAAUUCUGGAUAAUAAAAUGGGAACAAUAAACAGGGUGCUCUCUUUUCCUCUCCCUCUCCUGACAGCUUGUCAGGCUCGUGCAGCUCGCUGAACCUGUAAUAAGUGACCCGACAGU
Gymnodraco acuticeps is the source of this 2547-nucleotide messenger RNA. RefSeq names its product cytochrome P450 2F2-like. The record is from RefSeq and is a predicted model, not a curated record. The transcript is spliced from 12 exons. Gene Ontology annotation, cellular component: intracellular membrane-bounded organelle; cytoplasm. Bases 213 to 1685 code for a protein of 490 amino acids. Lineage: Eukaryota; Metazoa; Chordata; Actinopteri; Perciformes; Bathydraconidae. Gene Ontology annotation, molecular function: iron ion binding; heme binding; oxidoreductase activity, acting on paired donors, with incorporation or reduction of molecular oxygen, reduced flavin or flavoprotein as one donor, and incorporation of one atom of oxygen. Gene Ontology annotation, biological process: xenobiotic metabolic process.